Molecule: messenger RNA, 2002 nt
Organism: Seriola dumerili (greater amberjack)
Lineage: Eukaryota; Metazoa; Chordata; Actinopteri; Carangiformes; Carangidae
Gene: eif4a1a
Product: eukaryotic initiation factor 4A-I
Exons: 11
Coding region: 42-1256 (404 amino acids)
Biological process (GO): cytoplasmic translational initiation
Cellular component (GO): cytoplasmic stress granule
Molecular function (GO): ATP binding; RNA helicase activity; translation initiation factor activity
Source: RefSeq, a predicted model, not a curated record
GUAUAUAAGUCAUUUCUGCCGCAGUUUCUUUCUUUGGAAUAAUGUCGGCUGAAUAUGAUAAUAGAGACAAUGGCCCAGAGGGCAUGGAGCCAGAUGGGAUCAUUGAGAGCAACUGGAACCAGAUCGUGGACAGUUUUGAUGAGAUGAACCUGCGCGAGGCUCUGCUCAGGGGAAUUUAUGCCUAUGGUUUUGAGAAGCCUUCCGCUAUCCAGCAGAGAGCCAUUAUCCCUUGUAUCAAGGGCUACGAUGUGAUCGCUCAGGCCCAGUCUGGAACUGGGAAGACUGCCACCUUUGCCAUUUCCAUCCUCCAGCAGAUUGAUGUGGAGCUGAAAGGCACCCAGGCUCUGGUCCUUGCUCCUACCAGGGAGCUGGCUCAGCAGAUCCAGAAGGUGGUGCUGGCCCUGGGUGACUACAUGGGGGCCAGUUGCUACGCCUGUAUUGGAGGGACCAACAUCCGCAGUGAAGUCCAGAAGCUGCAGGCUGAGGCUCCUCACAUCGUGGUGGGAACUCCUGGCCGUGUCUUCGACAUGUUAACUCGCAAAAACCUCUCCUCUAAGAACAUCAAGAUGUUCGUGCUGGAUGAGGCUGACGAGAUGCUGAGUCGAGGGUUCAAGGACCAGAUCUAUGAGAUUUUCCAGAAACUGGCAAGCAGCACACAGGUUGUCCUUCUGUCGGCCACCAUGCCAGCCGACGUCUUGGAGGUCACAAAGAAGUUCAUGCGUGAACCGGUCCGGAUCCUGGUGAAGAAGGAGGAGCUGACCCUGGAGGGUAUCCGUCAGUUCUACAUCAACGUGGAGAAAGAGGAGUGGAAGCUGGACACGCUGUGUGACCUGUACGAAACCCUGACCAUCACACAAGCUGUCAUCUUCAUCAACACGAGGAGGAAAGUGGACUGGCUCACUGAGAAGAUGCACGCCAGAGACUUCACCGUGUCCGCUCUGCACGGUGACAUGGACCAGAAAGAGAGAGACUUGAUCAUGAGGGAGUUCCGCUCUGGCUCCAGUCGAGUCCUCAUCACCACUGACCUGCUGGCCAGAGGUAUUGAUGUCCAGCAGGUGUCUCUAGUCAUCAACUACGACCUGCCGACCAACAGGGAAAACUACAUCCACAGGAUUGGUCGGGGUGGUCGUUUCGGCAGGAAGGGAGUAGCCAUCAACAUGGUGACCGAGGAUGACAAGCGCACCCUAAGGGACAUUGAGACGUUCUACAACACCACCAUCGAGGAGAUGCCCAUGAAUGUGGCCGAUCUGAUCUAGACGACGACUCCACCUGCCCUUCGUCCGCCCCCACCCUGCUUAUUUUAGAAGUCAAACUUUGUUUCUUACACGAUCUGAACCAUGACUUUACCCUCCACGUUCAGAGGGAGGGAGGAACGCAACCGCCACUCCUCCCUUUCCUCUGAAAUAGAUUUUGGCCAUGUUGGAAGGAUGACUCGGCUUCAUCCGCUUCCAUAGUUCGUCACUCCAUAUCAGCAGCUAAAUUCUCCAUUAGCAUUAAUUAGACCGUUCCCACAUUGAUGUCCUGACGACAUUGGAAAAAAAGAAAAAACAAAAAAAAAAAGAAAAAAGAAUCCCACAAGUGCAGAACAUGACCACUUUUCCGAAAGCACAUUUAAAAACCUGACGUUGCUGUUAAAAGGAUUCUAGCUGUGACUGUUAGAAAAGCUUAACAUUAAAAGAAUAACUUGGCUCAAUAUAACUCGCACAGUGAAAACACAAAGACUGAAGCUUUUGUCAAAUGUGGCUCUGAUUUGCUCCUGCGCACCUCCACCAGGUGCUGCACCACUGGUAACUAAUAGCUGGGCGGUUCAGUCUGGACUAAACGCAAAAUGAACUGGGAUGUGCUGCAUUUGACCAGAUCAGUAUUUAAACAACCUCCAGUGUACUUCAAACAGCCGUUAACACACAUCCAUGAUCAUGUUCAGUACCCAGGUUUUGGGGGGUCUAGAGUACACAGGGCAUAUUCAAUAAAAAGACCUGUAUAGUAAAAAAUCCACCAUGAA